CCAGCUUACAUACAAAAACUUAACCAAAAACUGCUAAGUCGAAAAAGGGGCAUAAUUUUGAAAAAAUGCAAAGUAGAGUUAAGGGACCUACACAGUGCAUGUCAGAUCUUGACAGUGAACAAGUGUGUGAAGUUUCAAUCCAUUCCCAUUAGUGGGUACUGAGAUACCAGCUUACAUACAAAGCCUUAACCAAGAAUUUCUAUGUCGAAAAGGGGACAUAAUUUUGUAAAAAAGCAAAAUGGAGUUAUGGAACCUGUCCAAUGUAGGUCAGUUUAUCACAGUGAAUAAGUGUGUGAAAUUUCAAUCCAUUCCCACAAGUGGUUACUGAGAUACCAGCUUACAUACAAAACCUUAACCAAGAAUUUCUAAGUCGAAAAGGGGACAUAAUUUAGUAAAAAUGCAAAAUAGAGUUAUGGAACCUGUGCAGUGUAGGUCAGUUUAUCAUAGUGAAUAAGUGUGUGAAGUUUCAAUCCAUUCCCACAAGUGGUUACUGAGAUACCAGCUUACAUACAAAACCUUAACCAGGAAUUUCUAAGUUGAAAAAGGGGCAUAAUUUUGUAAAAAAGCAAAACAGAGUUAUGGAACCUGUGCAAUGUAGGUCAGUUUAUCACAGUGAAUAAGUGUGUGGAGUUUCAAUCCAUUCCCACAAGUGGUUACUGAGAUACCAGCUUACAUACAAAACCUUAACCAUAUCGGGACGCGGACGCCGACGCGGACGCGGACGCCGACGCAUGGGUGAGUCCAAUAGCUCUACUAUUCUUUGAAUAGUCGAGCUAAAAAUCGGUUGUUUCUAUUUAUUUUUGCUUAACAUUCUGCUAUUAUCUUAUCAAAAUUGCCUUCAAUUUUCUAGCGGUGCUGAAAGUUUCAGGUGAUAAUAUUAAAUAAUGAAUACAUUAUCACUGUGUAAGUAACGCCUAAAUUUUGCGGUGUGUACUUCAUCACUACUGGACUUGCCUACGGUUGCCGGUGUCCCGGACUGUGCGCUUGUAUGCCACCAUAGGUCCCUAACACAUACACAAAAGAAUGCUUUUAAUGUUUGUUUUGUAAUGUUCUUAAUUGUGUCCUUCAAAACGUUAUUUUGAGGCCAUUUAUAUUAGUUCUAUUUAGAUUAAAGAUUAUACUGUUUAAAAUUUGCUAAAAUUGAGUAAAAUUCGAUAAAAUUGGUAAAUUUUGAUAAAAUCAGAAUCGGCCUUUGCCGAAAAAUGUCAACACAAAGACUCGGAUUUCUGACUUUUAUUUGUACCAAAAUAUCUUUAAAAUUCUGUUCUAAAAUUAAAGUUAAAAAUAAUUUAGUUAAAACCGAUGACCAUCUUUGCCGAAAUGUAAAGUGGGUGCGAGCUUUUGUCUCCUAAUUUUUAAAAUCAUGGUCUGAAAUUGGGUUAUAUAUGGCUUAAAAUUUGUAUUGGUUUAUAAGGUUUCUUCAAUAAGAGCUACCAUAAAUUGUAAAAUUUUAAUCGGUAAUAUCAACAAUAAGAGCUUGAAAUAUUAUAUAAUUUUCUGCAAACGAUUUUUUCGCCGGGGGCUCUGCCCUGGACCCGAUAGGGACCUAAGCGGUCCCCAUACCCCUCACCUUUUUGGUGAAUCCUCUUUUCUUUAGGCCUUCCUACGCGCCUGCCUUAGGAACUCAUCUGUAGAUUACUGUUAUUGUUUCUAUUUCAUCAGCACUGUCAGUUCAAUCACCAAUCAUUUUCGCUCUUCGUUCCAAAAAAAAAAAAAAAAAAUACCACAUUAAGUGCUACCGCAAUAUACAUACGGUAUGAUAUAUCAUUGAAUGUACAAAACUGAUCAUCAAACAAAAUUUCUUAAAACGUCGUUUUUCUACGGACCUGCAGCUGAAGAAAAUAUCAUGUGCAGAUUAUUGUAUACCAUUAUUCAUACUUAUAGUUGAAAGAUAGGAAUGUCAGUGGCAGGAAAAAUUCUCCUUUUGGUCAGUGAGCAUUAUGUAUUGUAAAAAUUACCCUUGGUAUGUGUAGCAUGCUGAGACUUUGAGAUUUCAAACUUUACACAUAUACGAGACCGUCAAUGAUAACACUAUAUAUACCAAUGGCCUCGACAAACAGAAACUUUCGUUUUUGUGUUACAACUUUUUUGUUUGUGUAAUUCUAAAAGCGAUAGUUUACAAAGGUAAGACGCUUAUUAAAAUACAGCAAAUCAUAGAAGGUUCUAUAGAACUAUAAGUAUCAAAAUAAUGUGCUUCAGGUUACAUAUUCUGGUGACAAUUUUCUACAGGAUAUAUCUGUCCGUAACGUGAACAUCUAAUUUUAUUAAGUUGUUUUUGUUGUUGUUGUUGUUGUUGUUGUGUUUUUUUUGCAUAGGACUAUAAACUAAAUAUUGUUUUGUUGUUGUUUCCAUGUGUUUAGUUGAUGUCUCACGAUCUCCAUAUUUUGACAAAUGCUAAUAAACCCGUGCAGCCGCAGCAUUAUCAUUUUAUUAGAACCGUCGUAAACUACAAAUAUUUCGGACAUGUACAACACAUGUCGUAGCCAAUGCUUUGUUGAAACAUUUGUGUAACAUGAAUUUUUAUACAUGGCGAUAGCUGAACAAAAACCGUGCGAAAAUAGCAUGAACAUUCCGUGUUAAGAUAAUUGCACGAGUUAGCUAUGAUCUAGGCUUGUUUAAACAGUAUUAACAACGUACUGGAGUUAGAUGCUUGUGACCUUUUCUUUGAUGUGUGGUAGAUUAUAUCAAUCAGAUAAAGUACUAGUAUUAUGAUUUAUGUGGUCUCUAAAUUUGACAAAUAUUUCAUAAAAUAUGUUAAAAUAUGUUAAAAUAUCGCGGCUUUGCAAUAUUUAUUACUGUUGACAUCAAUAAUUGCAUUACUAGUAGACAGCUGAUUAUAUAAACAUCGUAGGAGGUAAUGAACAUUAAAAAUGCAGCCGUUUUGCAAAUUCAGCUCAGUUAUUUGAGAGGUAUUUUUAUCUACUUUACUUUUGGCAGACCAAAAACUCUGUAUUUUAUUGCUAAGCUGUUGGAGUGAAGUUAGAGGUAUGCAACUUAUUUCUUUCCCUUAACCAAGAGGAAGCCUCGAGAGACAUGCAAACUUUGGCCUUUUAACAAUAAUAAGCACCUAUGUCUGAUGAAGAUGAAUAAGCCCGAUACCCUAAAUUAAACGGUAUUAAAAAUGCAUUAUAUGCAAUGUAAAUAUCAACUUUUUACUCGAACUAACCGCUCUUUGGCGGAGACAAAUAUAAGUUAGUGCGAAUAUUUACAAAAUACAUGAAUAAAACAUAGCUGAAAAAUAUAAUUAUUGCAUUUCAAAAAAAACAACUAAGGUACUGGCUUUGUGAAUGAACAAGUAUUGUUCAAUCAGUAGUGUUAUAUGGCCAAAUAAAACGAACUGAUUUGGCCGACAACCUUCUCUUUUUUUUCGCUAGAAAUUUAGUGUAAAGUUUAUUUUCUAUCAAAAAUCUUAAAGUACUGCUGCACCUAUACAGGAAAUAAUUAAGAUUAUUCGAUAGCUUUUAUUGAUAUGAUAAAUACCAGAAUGUUGAAGAAUUUAAAAAGAAUUGGCUUAAUUAUGAAAUCGAACAUAAUCCCCAAACAGGGCACAGGAACCGUGUGAAUCCCGCUGAAAUACCAGUGUCUGUUCGGGUGCCCAUACCUGCACCCUAUAAAUAAUAUAAUAUAAUAAUAUAAGCAAGUUCAUUGAAAAUAAGUAUUCAUGCCGGAUUUAAGUUGCAAGUCGUAAAUUUCAGUUUACCGGUAUUAGAGAUUUUCAACUUACUUCGACGCGGACUGUGGACAGCGGACUGCGUACUUACAGUAAGGGUUUUCUCAAAAUAUUUAAAGGUUCGCAAGAAAGAAAACAUACUUAUGAUAUAUAUGUUUCUUUUACCUAUAUAUCUUCAUUGUAGAAAUAAGUAUAUUGUGAUAUAAUUAUACAAUACAUACGUUUGAAAAUAUAUGAAUAGUGAACAGGCUACAUUUAACAUACGUAAUCGCAAAUUUCAGAUGUCAUCUAAAUACUCAGUCGCAUUUUACUUGCCGUUAGCAUGUUCUUCAAAUAUCCGUAUGCUUUAACAUUUUGUUUUGAUAUCGAGACAUUUCUGGCGUUACCUAUCUUUCGUGCGACUCGAACUACACGAUAUGUGAAGUUCGAACCCACGUAUUCUCGGCUUCACACAUCCGGGUAUUUUGGUCGAUAAGAGUUACGCGCCCCUUGACGACUGGGUUAAACAAAUGCCAUUUUCGCUGUAUAGUACUGUUAAGACCGGAAGAUAUCUAUUGAUUUUCUCAAUAUAUUGGACGAUUCUGAAAUAAUAAAUAUGCCAAAUACUUGCUGUGCCGUUGGUUGUAGUAACCACGGCAGAAUGCUAAAGAAAUUAUCGUUUUUCACAUUUCCAAAUGAUGAAGAACGGAGGGAAAAGUGGAUCAGUGCUGUGAAACAAGUAAAUUCAGAUGGUACAAAAUGGCUACCUAGCAAAUACACAGUAUUAUGCAGCGACCAUUUCAUUCAAGGGAAACCCAACAGAGACCCGGCACAUCCGGAUUUUGUACCUUCAUUAUUCGGGUAUGUAAAGACGACACCAAAGGAGACCGACGCAAAAUUGAAAAGAUUCGCUAGUGCUGUUAAACGCAAAAUAGCUUUCAGCACUCCCAUUCCUGCUAAACGUCAGCGGAAAGUAUUAUCCCCUUUGGUAGAGAAUGUAGAAGAAGUAUACUUCGCAACACCUCUGAAUUCAAAAACUGGAUACGAUAGAGACAUCAACAAUACUGAACGCUACCAGUAUGACUUUGAAAUAAACAGUCUUAGAACAGAGAAAGACAACCUAAAAUCUGAAAAUAAUCACCUGAAGGAGGAAGUUAAAUGUGCUAACUUGAGUUAUAAAAGUGUAGUUGAUGAUGAUGACAGGUGUAAAUUUUACACUGGGUUGUCAUGGGAAACAUUCUUGGUUACAUUUCAGUUUUUAGCCUCUUUUGUGAAGGCAGCCCCAAUUAACAGAAAGGUGGUUUUAGAGGAUCAGCUUUUUAUGACAUUAUUUAAACUAAGACAUGACAUGGCUUUUGAGAUUUUUGCUGAUUUGAAGGAUGUUUCAGUGGCUACUGUUAGUAAUAUAUUUUGGAAGUGGAUAAACUUGAUACAUGCUAAAUCAAAUUUUCUGAUAAAAUGGCCAGAACGGGAAACUCUGGUUGCCACACUACCCGUUCCUUUCAAAAUGAAAUUUAUGAGACAUACCUCAGUUAUUGACUGUUUUGAAAUAUUCAUCGAAAGGCCUAAAAAUUUGAAGGCACGUGCAAAAUGUUACUCGAUUUACAAGAAACACAGCACAGUUAAAGUGUUUAUAGUAUGGAAGUUUGCGGGUGUCCGACCACAGUUGGUGGUUCAAAAUGCCUCAUGAGGGUCCCGUGCUCAGUUUGGG
This is a messenger RNA of Mercenaria mercenaria, 5360 nucleotides long. Its product is annotated as THAP domain-containing protein 6-like. The record is from RefSeq and is a predicted model, not a curated record. Lineage: Eukaryota; Metazoa; Mollusca; Bivalvia; Venerida; Veneridae. The coding region runs from base 4266 to 5339 and encodes 357 amino acids. The transcript has 2 exons.